AUGCCAAUCACACGUCUCACAAGUAAAGACAUCGGAUACGUUCCCGGGCAACUCCCACCCGGGCCCAAAAAUUCCAUUCUCGAUGUUCCAGGAGUCUACGUUGGCCAAAACACCGUUGGAAAUGAUGGCGAAGACGCCCGUAAAGGCGUUACUGUCAUAUUUCCCCGCCAUCCUGAUGAUAUCACUAUCCCCUGUUACGCGGGGCUCCACACGCUUAAUGGAAAUGGGCAAUUAACUGGAAACUACCAGAUUAAAGAUUGGGGAUAUUCUAAUACCCCAAUCGCAAUAACCAAUUCCCUCUCCCUCGGGACCGUCUACCAAGCUCUCUGGCAACGCGUUCUCGACGUCGCCGCCAAGAAAGAAGCUCCCGCCAAAGAAAUUUCGACAAAUUAUGGUACACCGAUUGUAGGCGAAACGGCCGAUUUUAUCCUCAACGAUAUUUAUAAAUCUCCUUUAACCCUCGAAGAAGUAAAACCUGCAUUUGAGAACGCCAUGACGCAGGGAGAGGUUCAGGAAGGUCAGUAUGGAGGGGGGGCUGGUAUGACUUGUCAUUUGUUUCCUGGGGGAACGGGGACCAGUUCGAGGGUUUUUGGAGAGAUGCCUUGGGAGAAUGGGGAGGGAGAGGGGGAGAAGAAAUUCACCGUGGGUGUGUUGGUGCAGAGUAAUUAUGGACAUUUGAGGGAUUUCAUAGUUGGCGGGGUGCCGAUUGGAAGAUUAUUGUUGAAGGAGAGUAAAGAGUUGGAGGAGAAGGAGAGGGCGAGUGAGAAGAAUGGAAAGAUUGGGGAGGGGAGUAUUAUUAUUGUUUUGACUACCGACGCACCACUCCUCCCUCAUCAACUCAAUCGCGUAGCCCGUCAUUGCGCGGUAGGACUCGCCCAAGUUGGUGGCCAUGGCGUUGGUCGCAAUCAUUCCGGCGACAUAAUUCUCACUCUCUCUACUUGUAACAAACCCACCGAGACAGUCGGCACACCACAAGUUGACGGGCUUUCGAAAAUCGAAAUCAACGAUAUCAAAGUCAUCCGAAAUGAAAGUAUCGAGACACUUUUCCGAGCCGCAAGUGAAGCUACCGAGGAAGCGAUUUUGAAUUCGAUUAUUGGGGGCAGAGACGGGAGAACGGGAGUCGAUGGGUAUAGAUUGGAGGGAAUACCGGUGGGGAAAGUGAGGAAGUUAGUGGAGAAGUAUAGAGUGAAUAUUGAUGAUGAUAGUUGUCUUUCUUCGGGGGAGUAUCUUGCGUUGCCGAAUAAGGGUGCAGAGUAA
Messenger RNA from Botrytis porri, 1257 nucleotides. RefSeq lists its product as uncharacterized. Gene Ontology annotation, molecular function: aminopeptidase activity. Bases 1 to 1257 code for a protein of 418 amino acids. The record is from RefSeq and is a predicted model, not a curated record. NCBI's taxonomy places the organism in Eukaryota, Fungi, Ascomycota, Leotiomycetes, Helotiales, Sclerotiniaceae. The transcript has 4 exons.